AUGCGCAAUGUUGGCAACGGGCCUGGGAUGGCUGGUAGCCGUGUUCCCGCCAGUGGGUCGUCGGCUUUUCGACGAAGUGGCGGCGGAGUUGAGGCAACGCCGUGGGGCGCGCCUCCCAUCGGAGCCUCCUCGGUUUUCUACGACGGCGCCGACAAUGCCACGCAUCACGCUCCCUAUGGUCCCGGUGCACUGGGCGGGGACUGGGGCGACGCUGCUGCAAAUCCUUCUCUGUACAGCUGGAAGGCUGACCCGUCACGCAAUCGCCCGCCGCCAAACAUCCAGCCGUCGCUGUCGGGAUUGCGUGGCAAUGGAGGCAGUAGUCUUUCGCAGAAUGCAAAGCGUGUGGAGACGGCCUCGCGGCCUAUCGAAAAGUUGGAUGAGAGGGGCGGUGCUGGCGGAGACUUCAAGAGUGGCUCCACGAAUACAAACUGGCUCGGCGGCCCGGCAGACGGCGCUAUCCCCGACACGCUCGAGCGCGCCACGUUGCAGCACGCUUUUGGCUCCGGCGACUUCUCCAUGGUGGAUCGGCAGCAGCUGACUCUCACACGGUUGAUACACCUCAUGUUGGACGCCACGCUGAAGCCGCGCGACCCCGACAGCCGCGGGUUCGGUGGUGACGGCGCCACAAAGCUCGCAGAGCAGCGUGAGGAGCUCAAGACGAUGGACCAGCGCAUCGUACCGUUCCAGCACGACGACGUGAUGAACGACUAUCUAAAGAACAUCGACAGACUACACAGCCCAAGUGGAGCGCUGUGCCAACGCGACGUACUCAAGGGUCGCCUGGUUGGGCUGCUCUUCUUCACAGAGUCGGAGCGCUCUCUGACCUUCAUGCGGUACCUGCAGGUUUUUCACAAGAGGCACAGCCCUGACUUCGUCGUCGUCGCCGUGUCGCUCGCCGCGAAGGAGAUGAUGGACAUUACGCGCUCCUUUGGCUUCUUUCACUGCACGCACCGUGACGGGGCGUCGUGGGUGUCGCGCGAUGCUGGGCUGGUGCUGCGCCCUUUUGUUGCGCUUCCCCGCCUGAUUGUGGUGAACGGCACAAGCGGGAUCGAGGUCACCCGUGGCGGGGUAACAGCCGUCAUGGCGAACCCGGAGACAUGCUUCCAGGCAUGGAGGCGCGGCAAGGGUGGGUUCCGGUACCGCGACUGGUUCAAGUCCAUGUACAUGUGA
Leishmania braziliensis MHOM/BR/75/M2904 is the source of this 1170-nucleotide messenger RNA. RefSeq lists its product as hypothetical. Lineage: Eukaryota; Euglenozoa; Kinetoplastea; Trypanosomatida; Trypanosomatidae. The record is from RefSeq and is a predicted model, not a curated record. The transcript has a single exon. The coding region runs from base 1 to 1170 and encodes 389 amino acids.